Messenger RNA from Lepus europaeus (European hare), 1254 nucleotides. It is a transcript of the gene WNT10A, whose product is annotated as Wnt family member 10A. Gene Ontology annotation, cellular component: extracellular region. The record is from RefSeq and is a predicted model, not a curated record. Bases 1 to 1254 code for a protein of 417 amino acids. NCBI's taxonomy places the organism in Eukaryota, Metazoa, Chordata, Mammalia, Lagomorpha, Leporidae. Gene Ontology annotation, molecular function: cytokine activity; frizzled binding. The transcript has 4 exons. Gene Ontology annotation, biological process: neuron differentiation; canonical Wnt signaling pathway; multicellular organism development.
AUGGGCAGCGCCCACCCUCGCCCCUGGCUGCGGCUCCGACCCCGGCCCCAGCCGCGGCCCGCGCUCUGGGCGCUCCUGUUCUUCCUACUGCUGCUGGCUGCUGCCGUGCCCAGGUCAGCACCCAACGACAUCCUUGGCCUCCGCCUGCCCCCAGAGCCCGUGCUCAACGCCAACACGGUGUGCUUGACGUUGCCCGGCCUGAGCCGGCGGCAGAUGGAGGUGUGUGUGCGCCACCCGGACGUGGCCGCCUCGGCCAUCCAGGGCAUUCAGAUCGCCAUCCACGAGUGCCAACACCAGUUCCGGGACCAGCGCUGGAACUGCUCCAGCCUCGAGACCCGCAACAAGAUCCCCUACGAGAGCCCCAUCUUCAGCAGAGGUUUCCGAGAGAGCGCCUUCGCCUACGCCAUCGCGGCGGCCGGUGUGGUGCACGCCGUGUCCAACGCGUGCGCCCUGGGCAAACUGCGGGCGUGCGGCUGCGACGCGUCCCGGCGCGGGGACGAGGAGGCCUUUCGUCGGAAGCUGCACCGCUUGCAGCUGGACGCGCUGCAACGUGGAAAGGGCCUGAGCCACGGGGUCCCGGAGCACCCCGCCCUGCCCCCCGCCAGCCCGGGCCUGCAGGACUCCUGGGAGUGGGGCGGCUGCAGCCCGGACGUGGGUUUCGGCGAGCGCUUCUCUAAGGACUUUCUGGACUCCCGGGAGCCUCACCGAGACAUCCACGCGCGCAUGAGGCUCCACAACAACCGAGUCGGUAGGCAGGCGGUGAUGGAGAACAUGCGGCGGAAGUGCAAGUGUCACGGCACGUCGGGCAGCUGCCAGCUCAAGACGUGCUGGCAGGUGACGCCCGAGUUCCGCGCCGUGGGGGCGCUGCUGCGCAACCGCUUCCACCGCGCCACGCUCAUCCGGCCGCACAACCGCAACGGCGGCCAGCUGGAACCCGGCCCUGCGGGGGCGCCGUCCCCAGCGCCGGGCACCCCCGGGCCGCGCCGCCGGGCCAGCCCCGCCGACCUGGUCUACUUUGAGAAGUCGCCCGACUUCUGCGAGCGCGAGCCGCGCCUGGACUCGGCGGGCACCGUGGGCCGCCUGUGCAACAAGAGCAGCGCGGGCCCCGACGGCUGCGGCAGCAUGUGCUGCGGCCGCGGCCACAACAUCCUACGCCAGACGCGCAGCGAACGCUGCCACUGCCGCUUCCACUGGUGCUGCUUCGUGGUCUGCGAAGAGUGCCGCAUCACCGAGUGGGUCAGCGUCUGCAAGUGA